CUGAGCGACAAACAAAGUUACCCUUGCACCGAGGCCCUUGGACUGAGACUAAGAAGCUGUUGUCGGUGGCUAUCUAGAUAGAUAGAGAGAGAGAUGGCGCUAGCUGGAGUACGUGUGAUUGAGUUAGCUGGACUUGCCCCGGCACCCUUUUGUGGAAUGAUCCUGUCUGAUUUCGGGGCCCGAGUGAUCCGCGUAGAUCGGACAAAGGUCUCCAUGGCAAUGGACUCACAAGCACGAGGCAAACAGUCCGUGGCCUUGAACCUGAAGAGUCCACAGGGCGUGGCUGUGCUGAAAAAACUGUGCCUUCAGUCAGACGUAGUUCUUGAACCCUUCCGGAAAGGGGUGAUGGAGAAGUUGGGCUUAGGUCCUGAAGAGCUGCUGAAGGCAAAUCCUCGCCUUAUUUAUGCUCGACUCACAGGAUAUGGCCAGAGCGGCUCCUACGCCAAAGCUGCAGGACACGACAUUAACUACCUGGCCAUGUCUGGACUGCUGUCCAUGUUGGGCCGCAGCUCAGAGAAACCCUAUGCCCCGCUGAACUUGGUGGCUGACUUUGCAGGAGGAGGCCUGAUGUGUGCUUUGGGGAUCGUUCUGGCUUUGCUGGAAAGGAGCAAAUCAGGCCAGGGCCAAAUCAUCGAUGCCAGCAUGGUGGAGGGAGCAGCGUAUGUGGGUUCAUUUAUGUGGAAGUCUCGCAGUCUUGGUCUGUGGAACCGGCCUCGUGGGGAGAACAUGCUGGACAGUGGAGCUCCGUUCUACGACACGUAUCAGACGUCUGAUGGGAAGCACGUAGCUGUGGGGGCCAUCGAACCUCAGUUCUAUGAUCAGUUGAUCAAAGGUCUCGGAUUGGAUGCUUCCUCACUUUCGCCACAGAUGAGCACCUCUGACUGGCCAAAGCUUAGGCGGACGUUCACCCAGGUGUUUGCGCAGAAGACGCAGGCAGAGUGGAGCAAGAUCUUCGACGGGACAGACGCCUGCGUGACCCCCGUCCUACCUCUGGAUGAAGCCGGAUCGCAUCCCCAUAACCGGGAGAGGGGCUCAUUUAUGAUGGACGCUCACGGUGAGGUCAGUCCACGUCCAGCACCCGUCCUGUCUCGCACUCCGGCUCGGCCAUGUCUCUCUCGAGACCCUGUCAUAGGUGAACACACUCGCUCCGUGCUGGAGGAGUACGGCUUUGAUCCGGCUCAAAUCGAGCAGAUGCUGUCAGCUGGCGUAGUGGAAUGCAAUGAAGCCAAAGCACGUCUAUAAGACGAUGAAGCAAAAGCAUCAGCAGUGAAUCACUCAUCACACACACACAAAAAACUGCCGUCUUGUAUACUAACCGCCUUCAGCAAAGAACUGACGUGUUCAGAGGGAUUAAGCUCAAAAUAACCAUCCAAUGAUGCGGAGGUUUUUAUCUGAGUGUGCAGACGGAUGAUUUUUGGUCUGCGGUGAAAUGCUUCGCCUUUUAAAUGCACAAGAUCUUUACUGCGAUAUUGCAUUCCUAAAACCUGAAGACUCUGUGAUCAUCGUAAUUAAGCCUUCAGUUUAUUGUUGAGAAUUUUGCUCGGGGAUGUUUAAUAUUAACUGUCUCCAUCUACAGCUUCGGUUAAAUAACACUUGAAAACAACUCGGCACAAUGCUCAUCAGAAUUAAUGGCAACUUUAGUGAAAAUGACAAGCCAUUGACGUUAUCAUGACGUUUCCAAAUACGCUUCUUGUGUAUUUGGGUCUCCUUUGUGCUUAAUGGUAAUUUUCAUCUUAUUUGUGAAGAGCAGCAGCAAUCGAUGUUCAUCUCGUCUUUUAGUUUAAAGUCUUUAAACUUUUCCGCAGAAUAAAUAUGAGCGCUUUUUUUUUUUAAACCGAGUAUAGGCAAAAUCUCAGAAAACUAGGGUUCACACUGUGGUGUUAACAUAAUUUACAGUAAAUCAGUUCUGUCUCACUAAGAGCUGCUACUUUUAGAAGCUACCCUGCGUGAUACCUUUACUUAGAAAUCAGUGUAAAUGUCUCUGCACGCCGUGUAGCAGCUCCUUCAAUAUAGAUCUUACCUUCUUUGAAGUGGAUACCAUACCGUGCCUUUUCCUUCUGCCAGUCAUUCACUGACCUAUGACACACAUCUGACCUUGCUGUGACCUUGGAUCAGUUCCAAAAUCUAUUCAGUUCAUAUGCUGGUCGCAGUGAUAAAUAAAUGUAAUAAAUGUUAAAACAUUAAACCACUCAUUCUUGAAGUGUCACAUUAAUGAGGCUCUCGCACUGAAGACUUGCACUGAUGGGUCACAUGGACAGAUGGAUGUAUGGACAGACUCAUAUGACGAACUGGACGGAAGCUAUUAAAGAAAAACUAUUUCAGACAUUUGUCGUGAAUUUGACCCUGUCGAAUCAGUACAUCUGCUGCUUACAACGAUGCUUCUCUAGAAAUCAUACAUACAUUCAACCCCUCAUUAGUGAGAUAUCGCAUUAACCAGAAUCUCACACUGACAGAUUAGUAACAAGAAAACAGUGUCCCUUCUCUAUGUAGUGGCAGAUGCAUACAUUUCUAAUGAGGCAGUGGGAUGUUCUGGAUAUUUUGCCUGUUCAAUUUCUUACAAUUUGAGAAAAUGUGACGUUUAUAUUUAUAGGGUCUGACAGCACCUUUGUUGUAAAGCCGAGAGAGAGAAAUAACUGGUAUUUGUGAUAACACUUCUAUUUAUUGUGAACUGAAGUGAGCUAGGCCAUGCUAAGCUAGCAUGCUUACAAAACCCCCAGUGAACAAACCACUUAAGUAAUAGCCUUGUGGAUGUUGGUACUGGAGUAUCUUUUUGUUGUCUGUGAAAAUGAAGACUGUAUGGAAACGAUUCCCAUUAUCACUAACACUAUUGAUGCAUCUGUUAUCUGACUUGAAGAUUAUAAGUCUCUUUUUGAUGAUGUCUUUUUGACUUUCUGAAUGAUGAUGGAGGACAAAAGGUGUUACACAUGUUGUAACCUCCUAGUUAUACCCCUAUGAAAAAGAACAUGCUCAAAGGCAACAACAAAGUUCCAAGAAUUUUUAUUGCAAUAACGACAACUUGUUUGCAUUUAUGUUAGCUUGUCAAUCAUUUUGCCGCACUAGCAUUUGAGAGGAAUAUGUGAGAAGGAAAAUGAUCAUAAAAAAUGGUUUUAUGUUAAAAACAACAUAAUAUAAAAUAUAAAGCACGGGUAAAAUAUUCCUCAUGUUUGAUUGGAAACUUUACAUUAUUUUGUAUAAUGUUUGUUUCUACAAUGACUUUUCAAAAGGAUGCCAUUAAUUGUGAAGAGCACUAUUAAGGAUCAUGUAAAAAAAACAAAUUGAGUGCUGUCCUUUUGUCGAUUUGUUUUAAUAUUCUAUAUUCUUUAAUAUUCUAUAUUCGUAAGUUAAAAAAUUUUUUUUUGCUUGUUAAUUUUCUGUUUUAUGAAAUGGACUUAAUAAUAAUUGAGUCACUGUAUAAACAGUUUUCUUUAAAUAUUAAAAAACACUUUCUGAUAAAUGUGUG
Molecule: messenger RNA, 3460 nt
Organism: Hemibagrus wyckioides
Lineage: Eukaryota; Metazoa; Chordata; Actinopteri; Siluriformes; Bagridae
Gene: amacr
Product: alpha-methylacyl-CoA racemase
Exons: 6
Coding region: 94-1242 (382 amino acids)
Biological process (GO): bile acid metabolic process
Cellular component (GO): mitochondrion
Molecular function (GO): alpha-methylacyl-CoA racemase activity
Source: RefSeq, a predicted model, not a curated record